Myzus persicae (green peach aphid) is the source of this 2224-nucleotide messenger RNA. It is a transcript of the gene Pus10, whose product is annotated as putative tRNA pseudouridine synthase Pus10. The record is from RefSeq and is a predicted model, not a curated record. Gene Ontology annotation, biological process: tRNA pseudouridine synthesis. Lineage: Eukaryota; Metazoa; Arthropoda; Insecta; Hemiptera; Aphididae. The coding region runs from base 255 to 1664 and encodes 469 amino acids. The transcript has 2 exons. Gene Ontology annotation, molecular function: pseudouridine synthase activity; RNA binding.
CCUACACGCCAGUUCUUUUCAAUUUCGAACAAUUAAUCGGUUUCUUUUCCCGCGGUCGUAGUUAAUUGUUAGAUAUUUAAACCAGGAUGAAAAAUAAAUCAUGACGCUACUUGGCGAAUCGAACACCUGUUGACGAUCGAACUCUCAAGUUUGAUACGAAAGGAAAACUUUCAUUUACUGAACACUUGCUAUGCGUAGACAUCGCAGUGCCGGCUGUACAUGUUCCCAUCGACGAUUACAACGACCAUCGAGACAUGGCAAUGGAACAGAACGUAGAAGAAAUUCAACAGAACUUGUUAAAAUUUGGUUGUUGUCGAGUAUGUGCAGUUAGGCACUUGACAAAACCUUCUACUAUUAAUGUUAAGACAUUAAUUGCUGCAUCAGAACAGGAUCAUGAUGAACCAAAACGUCUAAAAAAAAAUCCUUGUAUAGCAUGUUUGGGAUUAUUUCAAAAUCCACAAAAAGAUGAUAUUAUCAAUAAAAUAAUUUCUCAUCUAAAAACAUCUAAAUAUGAUUCCGAUACAUUUAAUUUAGCAUUUAAUUUACCCAUGUGUACCAUUAUUCGUGGGCAUUCAAUUGCAUUAUAUGUAUCAAAACUAAGAAUAACAUUCAAUCCAACGUUUCCUACAGCUUUUGUUUGUGCUAAAGACGCAUGGAAACUAAUGGCUGAGGACGCUAUUGUGAAAGCCACCGGUAAACGUUUUGAUGUGCAUUCACCGUUGCUAGUUACUGUAGGUUUUCAUUAUAAAGAUAUAAAAGAUGAAUUUGAUUGUUUAAAUGCAAUUAUCAAAUUAAGUAACAAAAAUUUACAAAAUAUUUUAUCUCAAAUGGAUAACAAAGAUUUCGUUAGUCAAUAUGGUGAAAUGCCAUCAGUACCAGAAUCAGUAAUAGAAUUCAAAAGUGUAGAUGCUAGACAUGAAAGCGUAUAUAUUGCUGGUCGUUAUAAUAAGUGGUCUAGGACCCUUUCUCAAACACCUUGGAUAGUAGACCAAGAAAGAAGGCUAGAGAGUUCAGUUGAAGAAAUAAUAUCUGAUCCAAUAAAAAAACGUGCAUUAGCUGAUGAAUUCAAAUUCUCUUCAUCUGGUAGAGAAGACAUUGACGUCAGAAUGUUAGGAAGAGGAAGGCCGUUUGCCAUCGAAUUAGUCAAUCCAAAACUAACUAAAUUCAGCUAUGAAGUAUUGAGGGAAAUUGAAAAUGAAAUAAACACUGAUCCCCAAGUGACUGUAACACACUUGCAAAAUGUUGUUAGAGACCAAUUAAAAGAGUUGAAAUCAGGUGAAGAAUUUAAAAUCAAAGUAUAUAAGGCUCUUUGUUAUGUUGAAGGAGAGUUACCAGAUAUUGAAAAACUCAAUAACUGUGCUCCUCUAGAAAUAUCACAGUACACACCAAUCCGAGUAUUACAUAGAAGAGCUAAUAUGGUCAGGCCCAGAACUAUACACUCGAUGAAAGCUGUAGCAACCAAAGUUGGUGUAGAUAAUGGUUGUUCAUUUUUCAAUGUGAUUUUAUCCACCCAGGCUGGUACAUAUGUCAAAGAAUUUGUACAUGGAGACUUUGGACGUACAAAUCCUUGCCUCAGGACAGUUUUAGAAAACGAUACAGUUGAUAUAUUGGCUUUAGAUGUUUUAGAUAUUGAAAUUGAUUGGCCUACCCCUGUAAAGUAUUAACACCAGAUAGGUUAAAUUUAACCUAUUCUGUGAUUGAUAUUCAGUACUGAAAACCGUUUUAUAAUUUUAAAAAAUCUAGUAGCAUUAAAAUUAUUAAACGAUUAUGUUGAAUAUUAAAACAUGUCAUGUCUUAGAAAAAAAUAAAAUAUGGUUAAACUUCCUUAAAAAAUUUGUUAAAUUUAACUAAAAAGAGUGUAUUUUAUUCAGAUCAUCCUGUUGUAUUUAAUUUAUAUAGUAGUGAAAUACAUACUUGUUCCUAUACUUAUAAAAUCACAUUCCAGUAUUAAUACAUAUAAAAAGGAGUACAAUUUUUUACUGUAAGAAAUAUUGGGUUGUUUAGUACUAAUAAACUGUUAGGAUAACCAAUUAAGUUUUAUUUUAAUACAAAAAUCCAUGUAAAAAUGUAAAAAUUUUAAAUCUAAAUCAUACUUCAAACAAUAUGAAUCUAAAUUGCAUUGGUCUUAAAAUAAUUAAUCUUAGGAUAAUGACUAAAUAUUAGUGUUAUCAAUGUAUUAUAAAUUUAUAAUAUCACUUGGAUACUUAAUUAACAGGAGACUACA